CCGCAGCGCUUGGGAACCGGCACCGGGGUCGGGCCGGGCCGUGAGGGGUGGGGUGGGACGAGACGAGACGAGGCGGGCGAAACCGGGUGGGGAAGCGGGAGAAGGCGGUGUGAAGCGCAGGGAUGUCGGCGACGUUGUACUUGCUCUCUACUCUCGGCGGAUACGUCCUCACCUCGGCGCUUCUCCUCAAGUGUCCGGGGCUCCUUCACCGGCCCAAGCGGCAGCGCUUCCGCUGCCGCCACAUCUCCCACCGCGGCGGUGCUGGAGAGAACCUGGAGAACACGAUGGCAGCCUUUCACCAUGCAGUUAAUUUAGGAACAGACAUGUUGGAGUUAGAUUGCCACCUGACCAAGGAUGAGCAAGUGGUUGUGUCCCAUGAUGAGAACCUGAAGAGAUCAACAGGAGUUGAUGUCAACAUAUCUGACCUCAAAUACUCUGAACUUCCACCAUAUCUCUGCAAGUUGGAUGUCACAUUUCAGAAAGAAUGUCACUGUGAGGGGAAGGACAACCGUAUUCCACUCCUGAAAGAGGUGUUUGAGGCAUUCCCAGAGACUCCUGUCAACAUUGACAUCAAAGUGAACAACAAUCUGUUGAUCAAAAAGGUUUCUGAGCUGGUGAGUCAGUACAAAAGGGAGCACCUGACAGUCUGGGGGAACGUCAACUACGAGGUGGUAUCAAAGUGUCUGAAGGAGAAUGCUGACAUCCCCAUCAUCUUCUGUGCCCAACGUGUCCUCCUGCUUCUUGGCCUGUUCUACACAGGGCUGCUGCCAUUCAUUCCUUUCAAGGAAGAGUUCUUGGAGAUUCCCAUGCCUUCCAUCAUCCUCAAGCUGAAAGAACCACAGAAGAUGACAAGGAGCCAGAAAUUUAUUAUCUGGCUAGCUGACACAUUACUCAUGCGGAAAGCACUUUUUGACCACCUCACAGCUCGGGGCAUUCAGGUCUAUAUCUGGGUACUGAAUGAAGAACAAGAAUACAAGAGGGCAUUUGAUCUGGGAGCAACUGGAGUGAUGACAGACUAUCCAACAAAGCUCAAGGAGUUUUUACACAAUUAUCCAGCCUAAAAGAAGAAACCCAAGGAAAUUCUUGCAGAAUAGAUUAACUCUUGGUGAUUUAAAGGUCAGUGAUUCAUUUUUUUUUUUUCACCAUUUCCUGCACAUAACCUUUUCUGGAUCUUC
Molecule: messenger RNA, 1175 nt
Organism: Calypte anna (Anna's hummingbird)
Lineage: Eukaryota; Metazoa; Chordata; Aves; Apodiformes; Trochilidae
Gene: GDPD1
Product: glycerophosphodiester phosphodiesterase domain containing 1
Exons: 11
Coding region: 123-1061 (312 amino acids)
Biological process (GO): N-acylethanolamine metabolic process; glycerophospholipid catabolic process
Cellular component (GO): endoplasmic reticulum membrane
Molecular function (GO): phosphatidylcholine lysophospholipase A1 activity; phosphoric diester hydrolase activity
Source: RefSeq, a predicted model, not a curated record